AUGGAACUAAAGGAGACGAUAUGUCCAACAUAUAUGGACAUUGCCUCUGACAUACAAAACGGAAUAAGUCAGAUAGAAAAGAAUUGUGAAGAUCUUUCAGCUGCCAUAGAAGAACAGGGAGAUGUCUUGCACAGAGAAAUAAGGAAACAUGUGACGAACCUUCAAGAUGAAGUUCAUGAUUUGAAAAUCAAACAGUUGAAAACUUUGCAGAAACAUCUGGAUGAAAUAACCGUUACAAUUUCUGAUAUUAAGAAUGAAAUCAGUUCGAUUGAAGCUUUUGUUGAUUAUAAUGACAUAACAAAGCUCUUAGCAAUUAAUCUUACAACCACUAUAGACAAAUAUAAAAAUCUUCCGCAAAAAAUUUUGCCGUCGUUACCAAAAUUUACACCUGGUAAAAUCCUAGAAGAAGAGAUCAGAAAACUUUUCGGCGUCUUAGCCCCAAGUUUCAUGACAUUAGAAAAACAUGGCUACAGCAUGAGGACAACACAGAUAUCACCAGAAGCUGGAUCCUCUCCUCCAGUCAAACAGCUGCUUGAUGAACCAGAGACUGUCACCACCAUAGACACCGGGUAUGAAAACCUACUCAAUGCGGCCUGUAAGAGUGAUGAAGAAAUCUGGACAAGUGGAACUGACAACACCAUGAAACUCUUCAGCAUCAAUCAGAGAUCACUACUCAAGUCAAUCACAACCAAGUCAGGAAACAAACUCUAUGACUUAGCAGUAACGAAAAAUGGAGAUCUAGUUUAUACCGAUCACAUGGAUAAGACAGUAAUUAUUGUGAAGAAUGAAGGAAUAGAAGAGAUAAUCAAAACACAAAAAUGGGGUCCUUACAGUGUCUGUAUAACGAUCUCUUUUGAUUUGCUAGUUAUCAUGUAUAAUGUUCGAGAAAAACAAUCAAAGGUUGUCCGUUACUGCGGCUCCACAAAGAAACAAACGAUUCAGUUUGAUGAUCAAGGUAAACCUCUCUAUUCCAUGGGCUUUUACUACAGACACAUUACUGAGAACAGGAACCUGGAUAUCUGUGUAUCUGACCAUAAAGCUGAAGUAAUAGUGGUAGUCAAUCAGACAGGGAAACUGAGAUUCAGGUACACUGGACAUACUCCUUCUCCAAAGAACAGACCAUUCAGUCCACGAGGAAUCACCACGGACAGUCAGAGUCACAUCCUUACAGCUGAUGAUAACAAUGACUGUGUACACAUCAUAGACCAGGAUGGACAGUUCCUCUGUUAUAUAAAAUGUAGCCUGAGUGAUCCCAUGGGACUGUGUAUAGAUUCAAAUGAUUAUCUGUUCGUUGCUCAGUUUAGAAAUGGAAAAGUGAAGAAAAUCAAAUAUCUGCUGUGA
Saccostrea cuccullata (small rock oyster) is the source of this 1341-nucleotide messenger RNA. RefSeq lists its product as uncharacterized. Bases 1 to 1341 code for a protein of 446 amino acids. Gene Ontology annotation, biological process: negative regulation of translation; proteasome-mediated ubiquitin-dependent protein catabolic process; protein polyubiquitination. The transcript has a single exon. Lineage: Eukaryota; Metazoa; Mollusca; Bivalvia; Ostreida; Ostreidae. The record is from RefSeq and is a predicted model, not a curated record. Gene Ontology annotation, molecular function: protein binding; ubiquitin protein ligase activity; translation repressor activity.